AUGCAGUUACUAGCGACGGGGAGGGCGAUCCGAUUCUCAGGCAGAUGGCCUCUGGCAGCACCGCGGCCGAUAUAUAUCCAACGGUCCUUUCAACCGGCACUGCGCCCCCGGUUCAACAGCUCUACAACAGCUUUAAAAGACAAGGAAGCUCUCAGAUCCAAGCCGGUAUCAUCAAUUGCCUCUUCAUCCCCGGUUUUUGCAGUGGGAAACAAGUCCUACGAGCCCGAUGAAUGGACAAACGCUCCCACUCAUAUCCUUUCACACCUUGGCCGCGGUCUAUAUCUAGACGAAAACCACCCUCUCUCUAUAACCCGAAAGCUCGUCGAGAGCCAAUUCGCAGGCCCCGAAUAUGGGAACUAUGCUGAAUCAGAACCAAUUGUUCCGGCGGCGCAGAACUUCGACGACCUAGGCUUUCCAGCAGACCACCCUGGACGGAGUCGGACAGACACAUACUACUUGGACAGACAGACCGUGCUACGGACACAUACAAGUGCGCAUCAGCGAGCAUACUUUCAGCAAAUGAACAGAAAUGAAACGACGAAGCCGGAGGAGAAGGGGUACACAAUUGUAGCGGACGUCUAUCGCCGUGAUGCCAUUGAUCGAAGCCAUUAUCCUGUCUUCCACCAGAUGGAGGGUGCACGGCUGUGGAAACGGCCUGAGAACGAGCCGUUGAAGUCCUCUAAGCAGACAGCUGCAGAAAUAUGGAAAGACGUUGAAACCCUGCCUCGUCAUGAUGUUGUGGUAGAAGACCCUAACCCGACGAUACAUCCAACUCGCAACCCGCUACAAGACAAAUACCAUACCGCGGAAGAAGUUGAGGCAAUGACUACACAUCUAAAACGCUCUCUGGAACUUCUCGUCAUCAGGAUCUUUUCCGCCGCAAGAGCUGCCACUGAAAACCCGGCCGCAGCUCGAGAACCGCUGAAAAUCAGAUGGAUUGAAGCAUACUUCCCCUUCACCAGCCCGUCCUUUGAGCUCGAAGUCUUCUGGCAAGGUGAAUGGUUGGAACUCCUUGGCUGCGGUGUUGUCAAGCAAGAGCUUCUCAACUCGUCUGAUGUCCCCCAUAGAAUCGGCUGGGCUUUUGGCCUUGGUCUCGAACGAAUUGCAAUGCUUCUCUUCAACAUACCUGAUAUCCGACUGUUCUGGUCCAAGGACCCCAGGUUUCUUUCCCAGUUCCAGGCCGGCAAGAUCACCCGCUUCACGCCCUUCUCUAAGCAUCCUGCAUGCUACAAAGAUGUUGCCUUUUGGUUACCCCCAUCAGCCGCAGGCUCUGUAAGCGCAGCUGGGGGAGGCGUGCCGUUCCAUGAAAACGAUAUAAUGGAAAUAGUACGUGGUUCUGCUGGUGAUUUGGCAGAGGAUGUAAAAUUGGUUGAUGAAUUUACGCAUCCUAAGACGGGGAGAAAGAGCUUAUGUUAUCGAAUCAACUAUAGAAGUUUGGAAAGGACGUUAACGAACGAGGAGACAAAUCAACUGCAUGAUAAGGUAAGGAAAACGCUGGUCGAAACCGCCGGGGUUGAACUGAGAUGA
Microsporum canis CBS 113480 is the source of this 1527-nucleotide messenger RNA. Its product is annotated as phenylalanyl-tRNA synthetase. NCBI's taxonomy places the organism in Eukaryota, Fungi, Ascomycota, Eurotiomycetes, Onygenales, Arthrodermataceae. The transcript has a single exon. The record is from RefSeq and is a predicted model, not a curated record. Gene Ontology annotation, biological process: phenylalanyl-tRNA aminoacylation. Gene Ontology annotation, cellular component: mitochondrion; cytoplasm. The coding region runs from base 1 to 1527 and encodes 508 amino acids. Gene Ontology annotation, molecular function: ATP binding; tRNA binding; phenylalanine-tRNA ligase activity.